AUGUCCGGCGCAUCAAGUUGGCUGCAGAAAAUGCGCAAAGCAGAGCUCUUGGAACUGUGCGAGUCCGUUGAUUUCAAAGACUACGGCGGCUUGAAGAAGACCGAGAUUGAAGUCGCGCUCGACGAUUACCUCAGAGAAAACGCCGACCAGUAUUCGGGAGAAGCGCGUCUUGCGCCAUUCUACAAGACGAGGGGACGCAGCGAGAGCUCUCCGAUCAAGAAGGAGCUCACCUCGGCUAUGUCAGACGUCGAGAGCAAAGUUCGGACUGUGAAGCGUAGAGUCACAAAGGCAGCGGAGGAAUUGUUUGCGACUGAUGAUUCCGAAGUCGAGCCCGCGACUACUCGAGCGCGUAGCGCCUUGACGAGAACCCCAGCCCGCUCUUCUGCGCUCUCAAACCUGUCUUUCGCGUCGAAUUUGCCUUUGCCGCCCUCUCCGGCUGUCGUCGCAGACGCGAUUGAUCGUCGCACUUCUGUUUUGCGAUCCAAGGUUGCUGGAUACUACGAGAAUUCGGGAGUUGUCGAAGGCGCCGAAGCUACGCGCGGAAUUCUCUCGAGCCUCACUGCUAUCCAGGGCUUGAUCGUUUUAUUUGAACUAUUUCACUUACGACCCGAGCUCCUGCCACUCAGAUAUGCGUUUACUAUCCCAGCUAUCAAAUUGCUGAACAUAGACUCAUAUCCAGUCAAGAUUCCAGACCUCUUUCUCCUCUUGACAAGCUCAUUCUGGGGCCCUGCUACGCUUUGGGCAUUCUCGAGCUUUCUAGUCCCAUUGGCCGCGGCGUACUUUUUCAACUUGACCAGCAAGCCUCGUACGCGCAGCCAUGGUACCAGAUUCAACUACACAUUCGAUCCAUUGACUUUUAACAUCGCCAAGGCGCUGUUGACUUACGCGAUAUUCGGGCAAGACGUCACGUUCGGCGGUCUCGUAGAUCUUGAGUACGUCGCCAGAAUUAACUCAGCCUUGUUUGGGGGCUAUAAGGGUAUCCUCGCCGGAACUGGAAUUGGAACCCUUGUGACCCUUUAUGAAGCUGUUCUCAAGAAAUAG
Molecule: messenger RNA, 1041 nt
Organism: Lachnellula hyalina
Lineage: Eukaryota; Fungi; Ascomycota; Leotiomycetes; Helotiales; Lachnaceae
Exons: 3
Coding region: 1-1041 (346 amino acids)
Cellular component (GO): membrane
Source: RefSeq, a predicted model, not a curated record